This is a messenger RNA of Colletotrichum gloeosporioides, 411 nucleotides long. RefSeq names its product histone H3-like centromeric protein hH3v. The record is from RefSeq and is a predicted model, not a curated record. Gene Ontology annotation, cellular component: nucleosome. The transcript has 3 exons. Bases 1 to 411 code for a protein of 136 amino acids. Gene Ontology annotation, molecular function: structural constituent of chromatin; protein heterodimerization activity; DNA binding. NCBI's taxonomy places the organism in Eukaryota, Fungi, Ascomycota, Sordariomycetes, Glomerellales, Glomerellaceae.
AUGCCCCCAAGGAAAGCAAGGCAGUCAGAUCCUGGUCGCCGCAAAUCGCGACAGAGCGAUGUUCAGCCCGGCGACCCAAUUCCGAACCGUGGAAAGAGACGUUAUCGCCCCGGAACUGUAGCCCUCAGGGAGAUUCGAAAGUACCAGAGCGGUACUGAUCUUCUUUUGCGUCGACUUCCCUUUUCACGUCUCGUUCGCGAGAUUGCCGAGUCGGUCAUUCCCCGAGAUCAGCCACCGAUGCGAUGGCAAUCGCAUGCCAUUCAAGCUCUCCAAGAGGCCGCUGAAGCUUUCUUGGUUCAUCUUUUCGAGGACACAAAUCUUUGCGCCAUACACGCCAAGAGAGUCACUAUUAUGCAAAAAGACAUCCAGCUUGCGCGGCGCAUACGUGGUGUUUGGGGAGGCUUAGGUUGA